AUGAGACUGCCGACAAAAUCACUUUUUGACAUCCGUGGCUUAUCAAAGACCUCUUUAAACAUAGUUGAUGACCCAUUUUUUGCCACGCUGCACACUCAACGUAUACUUAAUUCUGCUACUGCUCCCGUUGAAGUAGCUCAACUUGUGCUUUUUGUUCAGAUUUGGUCCUUUGAGGAUGAGAAGUGCUUAACAGCCUUGCAAUCAUUGAAGUACAAUAUGCACCGCUUGAACAAAAAUGAAGACGCUAGUACGAAGAUCUUUUCCAGUGAAGAUUAUUAUGAAGUAGAUUUUGUUUUUUGCAACUUGUUUGGUUUUAUAAACAAUUCGGGGAGACUUGGAUAUUCAUGCUUACUGGUCAAUCCUUUGAGAGGAGAAGUUCUAGAAAUCCCAAUGAAUGACCUCGUUCCAACCGACCAUACAAACUGGGACGAUAUAAAGUGGUAUGGCAUGGGAUUUGACAGUAUAACUAGCACACAUAAGAUUGUUUGCAUUGCUCAAAGUGCAUCAUUCGGAUUCGUGUCAGCUUAUGUCUAUACAUUGGGCUCAAGAUCAUCAUCAUGGAGAGAAAUACACUCAGUUCCCCAAUGUGAGUUUACUAGGAAGAAUGUAUCUGCAUAUGGAGACAUGCAUUGGUUGAUUGAAAGUGAUGUAGAUGGAGGAAGCUCUAAUCAUAUUAUUUCUUUCGAUUUCAAGAAAGAGGAAUUUGUUUGGAUCCCUUAUCCUAAUUCGUCACAGGGUUUUAAUCAUGGUUUAUAUGCCAUGCAUUUACUUAACUUGAGAGGACGUUUGGCCAUUUUGUCAUCUGGGGAUUUUUCGCUUGAGAUAUGGGUGCUAAAAAGUUAUGAAGACAAAAAGUGGACGUUAGAUUACAAAAUUAAGAACAAAAUGUUUCCUCAUCAUGCUGGAAACGAAGUUAGAUCAAUUGACAGUUGUGGUGAAUGGGAACAUGGCAUAUUUUUCACAGAAGAAGAUCCUCCUAUGUUUUACUUUUGGGACGCAAGAUAUAAAUCCCUAAAAUACAUCAAAGCUGAAACAUUAUUCCCAAGCAUCUUCAAUUAUGAGAAUCUUUAUUAUCAUGUCUGGAAAGGGCAGUUGCGGUGUCCUCCGAAGCUGAGGAUCUUCAAUUAUACCAGAAGCCUGAUUUCCUUAAAGACAUUUGGCAAUUUAGUUAAAAGACAAGUGUGCAGGCGGCAAAUCAUGGAAACAACAAAAUCAAGGACCUGGCAUUUUAAUCUUGGAGAUUGGACUCAGUAA
Prunus mume (Japanese apricot) is the source of this 1254-nucleotide messenger RNA. RefSeq names its product F-box/kelch-repeat protein At3g06240-like. NCBI's taxonomy places the organism in Eukaryota, Viridiplantae, Streptophyta, Magnoliopsida, Rosales, Rosaceae. The record is from RefSeq and is a predicted model, not a curated record.